Lizanozyma spartinae is the source of this 1929-nucleotide messenger RNA. It is a transcript of the gene CTK1, whose product is annotated as cyclin-dependent serine/threonine protein kinase. Gene Ontology annotation, cellular component: cyclin/CDK positive transcription elongation factor complex; nucleus. The record is from RefSeq and is a predicted model, not a curated record. Gene Ontology annotation, biological process: positive regulation of transcription elongation by RNA polymerase II; transcription elongation by RNA polymerase II; protein phosphorylation. The coding region runs from base 1 to 1929 and encodes 642 amino acids. Gene Ontology annotation, molecular function: cyclin-dependent protein serine/threonine kinase activity; RNA polymerase II CTD heptapeptide repeat kinase activity; ATP binding. The transcript has a single exon. NCBI's taxonomy places the organism in Eukaryota, Fungi, Ascomycota, Pichiomycetes, Serinales, Debaryomycetaceae.
AUGUCAGAUAAACAAAGACGAACACUUCCGCCCUCAGGUCCCCGUUCAAGUAGAAGACCACAAGGUGAUUGGGUCAGAGAAAAGGAAAGAGAUUAUGAUAAUGAGAGAGAUAGAGAUAGAGAUAGAGACUCCCGUGAUCGUGAUCGGGAUUUUGAUCGUGAAUAUUCUCAUGAAUCAUCUCGUGAUGGUGGAUAUCUGAAUGGGUCCAAAUACAGAAGUUAUAAAUCUUCAUCAUCUUCAUCAUCAUCAAAAUAUUAUGGAGGUCCAGGAGAUCCUCGCAGAUAUUCAGAAAGAGAUAAUUAUCGCCCUGGAAGAAAUUUUGAACAAGAAUCUAAUGGAGCAAAUUCCCAUAAUACGAAUAUUCCUCCAAGAUCACGUCCCCUGGGUCCUUCAGGAGCUAAAAGACCUUUUCCUGCAGAACCAAGGAGCUUUAGAGAUGAAUCAUCACGUAAAAGACAUGAAGUUGACGACCUGAGGGAAGAUCUGGGUUCCAAAAAAGUUAAUCUUAUUGCAUUACCUCGGGGUCCUAGAUCUGAGCUGACACAAUUAACAACCCCUUCAGGUCCUUCUGCUGGGAGAAUAAAAGGCAAGUUUGGUAGAGGAGGAUAUUCUUUCAAAGGUUCUGAACGUCCACCGAGACCUACUGGACCUUCAGGUGCUGUUUCAGCAUCAAGAUUUCAUAAUAGUGCUGAUUCGUCUAAAAGUGGUGCUGUUGUACCGCUGAAAACUAGAUCAGUGGCUCCAAAGUAUAAAAAAUCCCAAGUUUAUUCCGUCAAGAUUGAAAGAGGUGAUGAAGUAUUCAAGAGAGUUCAACAAGUCGGAGAAGGUACAUAUGGUAAGGUUUACAAGGCCAUUAAUGUUAUCACUCACGAGCAUGUUGCUUUGAAGAAAUUGAGAUUAGAAAGCGAAAGAGAAGGAUUCCCUAUAACUGCUAUCCGUGAGAUGAAAUUACUCCAACUGUUUGAUCAUCCUAAUGUUAUUGGACUUUUGGAAAUGAUGGUGGAAUACAACUACAUAUACAUGAUAUUUGACUAUAUGGAUCAUGAUUUAACAGGAUUGUUAACACAUCCUGAUUUACAUUUACAAGAACUGCAUCGGAAACAUAUGUUUAAGCAAUUAAUGGAAGGUUUAGAAUACCUACAUAAGAAAAGAGUUAUUCAUCGUGAUAUCAAAGGUUCUAAUAUUCUUUUGGAUAACAAAGGCGCUUUAAGAAUUGCUGAUUUUGGGUUGGCUCGUACGAUGAAGAUAGUUCAUGAAGGUGAAUCACCAGAUUACACCAACAGAGUGAUAACUAUUUGGUAUAGACCUCCAGAAUUGCUUUUAGGACUGACAGAUUAUGGAAGAGAAGUUGAUAUUUGGGGAGUUGGGUGUCUUUUAAUUGAAUUAUACACCAAAGUAUCACCGUUCCAAGGUUUUGAAGAAAUUGGACAAUUGUAUCGAAUUUUCAGUAUAAUGGGAACCCCAACACUUGAAAAUUGGCCUGAUAUUGAUAAGUUACCUUGGUUUGAAAUGCUUCAACCUGCAGUACACAAGUCCAGUACAUUUCACGAAAAAUAUUCAACUGUUUUAAGUGAACAAGCAUUUGAUUUGGCUCUGAAAUUACUUACAUUAAAUCCCAGUCAACGUUAUACGGCUACACAAGCGUUAGAACAUCAAUAUUUCCGUGAAGAUCCUCAACCGGAGCCAUUAACUGAGAUACUUCUGACCAUCGAAGGAGAAUGGCAUGAGUUUGAAACCAAAAAGCAACGACGGAAGGAACGUAAAAGACUUCAAGAUUUGGCUAAUACUCAAGCUAAAGAGAAGGAAGGACCUACGAAGGAGGAAGGCACUGUUAAUCCUCAGACAAAUGAAAUUGCUCCACUGCUUUUACCCAGUGUUAGUAUGAAUACCAGCGUUCGAGAAGAGACCAGUUCCCUUGGGAUGGCAUAG